CCGAUCAUCAAUUGAUGACGGUUUCAUCUGCCUUCUGUUACCAUUGGUAUUGUUGUGACAAGUAUAUCAUACUGUCCGUACACUAAUAAAAAUGAAUGCCUGGGUGCCUUCAAGAAGAUCUGCUGCUGUAUCAGUAUGAGCUCUAAUUUCUUGUCAAAAUUCUAAUGUCAAUCGUUCCAAAAUUGUCUUCGACAGAAAAGGAAGAUCUUAUACUCAAAGGAAUAAACAAAUACCGGAAAUCGGUGAACGUCUCUGAACUGGCGGAAAACGACAAAGCGUCCUGCCUCGCCGACGAAAUCGCCGACGACCUAGAAGACCAGCCGUGCUCCGGCGCCGACAAAUUCGCCGACGAUCCGACCCGUACGGUCACGGAGCUCGUCAAUUUCCCCAAGCUCGCUAACAAGUGCGACAUCAACAUCACCACCACCACCGACGGCGUCAUAUUGCCGGUCUGCGUCCCCGAUCUCGUCUCCGAACUCGUGCUCGGAAACUACACGCAUUCGCCCUAUAAGAAGUUCCUCAAAGACUCCAAGUACUCCGGCACCGGCGUCGGCUCCGAGGGGGCCUGGAUCGUCGUCGUUUUGACCACCGAUAAGCCGACAGGGAGCUUCUCGGCCGCAACCUCCUUGGCGGCGUUUGGGAUCGUUCAGGCUUUGGUGGUGUCGUUUUUGGGAUCGGUUGUCGCUCUCUUGUACUGAUGUUUGAACUUUUUAUUUUUUAUUUUUUAUUUUUAUUUUUGGCCAUUUGGUGUUAGUUGUGUCUAAUGUUUGUUGCUUGUGGAUUGAUUUGUGAUUGUUCGUUGGGAAGGAUUGAACCGUGAAGUAACUUUCAUUGCAAUUUGCAAAGGAUUGAAUGAUUGUUU
Morus notabilis is the source of this 862-nucleotide messenger RNA. RefSeq lists its product as uncharacterized. Bases 165 to 698 code for a protein of 177 amino acids. The transcript has a single exon. The record is from RefSeq and is a predicted model, not a curated record. NCBI's taxonomy places the organism in Eukaryota, Viridiplantae, Streptophyta, Magnoliopsida, Rosales, Moraceae.